This is a messenger RNA of Talpa occidentalis (Iberian mole), 6417 nucleotides long. It is a transcript of the gene FREM3, whose product is annotated as FRAS1 related extracellular matrix 3. The annotation marks the transcript as partial. The transcript has 8 exons. Gene Ontology annotation, biological process: cell communication. NCBI's taxonomy places the organism in Eukaryota, Metazoa, Chordata, Mammalia, Eulipotyphla, Talpidae. The record is from RefSeq and is a predicted model, not a curated record. Gene Ontology annotation, cellular component: membrane.
GCACCCGGCGGCCGCAGCCCCGACGGCCCCGGCGUCCUGGUCGCCAACCCCGGGCUCCGGGUGCCGGCGGGCCGCGCGCUCUGGCUCGACCCGCGCCGCGACCUGGUGAUUCGCGUGCGGCCGGGGGACCGCUGCGAGGUGCGGGUGCUGGACCCCCCGCCGCCGCGCCCGGGCGCGCUCGCCCCGCGCCGCUUCCCCUGCGCCUUCGGGCCCCGGCAGGUGCGCUACACGCACUUCGGCUCCCGCGGCCCGCGGCGCGCCCGGGUGCGGCUGCAGCUGCGCUACGACGCCCCGACUUGCACGCUGGCGCUGCCCUUCGCGCUGGCCGUGGCCGUGGACUUCUCCCCGCCGGCGCUGGUGGCGCGCAACAGGCCUCUGCGGGUGGACGGGCCGCGGGGCCGGAGCCGCGCCAUCGACGGCGGGGUGCUGCGCUUCGCCUCCCCGGACGCCGGGGUCCCGGCCCCCCGCAGGUGCCGCCUCACGCCCCUCCCGCCCGAGGCCGGCCCGCUGCCCAGGUAUGGGCGUUUGGUGGACGCCGCGGGAGCCCCGCUCCCCAGGGGCCGGAGCAUGGACUGCCAGGCGUUCCUCCGGGCUGGGGUGCGCUACCAGCACACGGCCGCCGCCCCCUCGCCCGCCCUGGACUAUGUGCCGCUGGUGGCGGAGCUGCUGGGCCCGCUGGACCAAGGCGCUGGGCCCAUGGAGGCGCCGCUCCGCGAGCACUUUCAGCUGCAGGUGAGGAUCCGCCAGGGAUCCCAGAACACGGCGCCCAGGCCAAGCGCCGGGGCCCAGAUGACCAUGGAAGUGGAUCAGCUCCAGCUGACAGCCUUGACGCCCGAGGCCCUGGCUGCCGAGGACCUGGAGUCAGACCCUGACGACCUGGUCUUCCACCUUCUCAGCGGCCCCACCGCCACGCCCGCGCACCCGGGUGUCCAGGGCUGCCUGGUCAGCACCGACGACCCCCUGGGCCUUCCAGUGUCCUUCUUCACCCAGAGGGAGCUGCGGGAACUGAAGAUCGCCUAUCAGCCCCCCACAGAGACGCUGCAUGGGGAGCGCCUCUUCCAGCUGGACCUGCAGGUGGUGGACGAAGAUGGUGCCAGCUCUGCCCCCUUUGCCUUUGUGGUGGUGGUGAAGGCCGUGGACGCCAUGGCCCCGAGAGCUACCUAUGCUGGGGGACUGGUGCUUUUUGAAGGUCAGUCAAGGCCGCUGUCCAGUCAGGGCGGCCUCCACAUCAGUGAUAAAGAUAACCUGGAAGAGGUGGAAGUGACAGUGGUCGGAGGCUUGAGGCACGGGCAGCUGGUGGUGCUGGGGGCGCCCCGGGCAUGCAGACACUUCACCCCCGCGGACCUGGCUGCAGGGCGGGUGCUGUACCGCCAUGACGGCAGCGACACCUCCAGUGACAACAUCGUCUUCAGGAUGGAGGACGGGCAGCACCAGGUGGACUUCCUCUUCCCGCUCAGCAUCAUCCCUGUGGAUGACCAGCCACCAACUGUCGAUGCCAACACCGGGCUCUCAGUGACGGAAGGGCAGGUGGUCCGCAUCACCCCCUUCGUGCUGAGUGCCACGGAUGUGGACUCCGAGGACUCGACCAUCCACUUUGUGCUGGAGGAGCUGCCACCAGAGCAAAGGGGCGAAGAAAGGGGGCGGCAUCUGACCCCUGGUUCCACCCACUCAAGUCCGCCUCUGGGGGAGAUGCUGCUGAGGCAGGCUGAGCCACCUCUGUUCCCCGAAGACUGGGAUUUUGUGGAAAAAGAUGGAAUUUAUGAGAAAGUAGUGACGGAGUGGCUUCAGCAAGAUAUUAUAAGAGGGAGACUCUUCUUCCGCCAUCUGGGGCCCCACAGCUCUCAGUCUGUAACGGCCCAGCUGGCUUUCCGGGUGCAUGAUGACCAUGACCCGCCUAAUCUGUCCAACCGGCACUUUUUCCCCAUCAAGGUCCAACCCUUGGAUCUGCAGAGGCCAGAGCUGUUUCCAGGAACUAGCCUAGAAAUGACCGUGCAGCAAUACCAGCUCACUCACUUCCGGAAGGAGUCCCUCCAGUACACUGACCAGGACUCGGACAACCGGAGCCUCCGCUACACCCUACUCACACGCCCAAUGGACACCGAUGGCAACUGCCAAGUCCAGGCUGGAGAAAUUGUGUUCACCGAUUCACCAGACAUGCCCAUUUUGCACUUCACCCAGGCCCAGGUCAAUCACCUCAAAGUGGCCUACCAGCCCCCCAAGAAGCUGGGUAUUGUACCCCGGGUUGUGCAGUUCACCUACGAGGUGGAGGAUGCUGCAGGCAAUAGUGUGCCAGGGACGUUCACAUUGUUCCUGAAGCCCAUGGACAACCAGCCCCCAGAAGUCACCAACAGAGGCUUCACUGUCGUAGAGGGAGGAAGCUUUACCCUCAGCAGCAAUGAGCUGGCCGUCACAGACCCCGACACAGACACUGACCAAAUUGUCUUCGUGUUACUUUGGGGGCCCCAGCAUGGACACUUGCAGUACUUGGGAAAGAGCAUGGUCCCAGGGGACUCUUUCAGGCAAGCUGAUAUUGCCAAUGGGAGUGUCUCUUACCAGCACCGCGGAGAGCAGGCUGCCAGUGACACCUUGCAUCUGGAGGUGAGUGAUGGGGUGCACCAAGUCCCCGUCACUGUCCAGAUUGCUGUGCACCCCAUGGUGAAUGACAGAAGCCCCAGGAUCUCUAUCACAGGGAGCCCGUUGUUACACGUUUCCGUGGAUGUGUUGGAGAACAGAGCCACGGAGAUCACCAUGGGCACCAUCCAUGACAAAAAGAAGGGCACAGGGCACUUGAUGUUAUCUUUCAUUGUGGAGGAUGCCCCCAAACUGGGCAUCCUUCUGGUCAACGGUGUACCCACAGAACGAUUCACCCAGGAGGACCUCAUCAGCGGGGCCGUCAUCUAUGCUCACACCGGGGGUGAGCUUGGCCUACAGCAGCAGCGUGAUGCCUUCAGCCUCGUGCUCUCCAAGAAUUCUUAUCAGUGGGUUGUGGGGGACAGUAUAGUAGAGAGAGUGCAGGUCCAGGUGGUUGUACUGCCUGUGGACAAUGCGGCCCCCAAGGUCUUGGUGGGGGAAUCCUAUGUUGUUAAGGAAGGUGGAAAGAACCCCCUGACCUUCCAACAUCUCAGCAUUGAAGACAUAGACACCCCCCAAGAUGAGAUCCUGUGCACGGUGACUAGUCAGCCAGCCUCCGGUUACCUGGAAAACAUCGCGCCAGCUCCUGGCUCAGAGGUGUCCCGGGCUGGCAGCCCCAUCAGUGCCUUUGCUGUUAGAGAUAUCCGGAUGAGGCACAUCAACUAUGUGCAGAGUCUCCACAAGCGGGUGGAGCCACAAGAAGACCAAUUCACCUUUCAUUGCUCCGAUGGCAUCAACUCCUCCCCCUGUGUCUUCUUCCCUAUAGUCGUCCUGCCCACCAAUGAUGAGCAGCCUGAGCUUUUUGCCCGUGAGUUUGUGGUCUUGGAGGGGCUGAGCCUGGUCAUCGACACCCCACUGCUCGAUGCAGCAGAUGCUGACUUACCACCAGAUGACCUGUGCUUUCAGCUCACAGCCCUGCCCCGGCACGGCCGGAUCCUGCAGCAGCUGGCCACUGGCAGCCGGCCCGUGCACAGGUUCUCCUUACGGGAGAUCCAGGAGGCCUCCACCAUCGUGUAUGAGCACGACGAUUCUGAGACCACAGAGGACAGUUUCGAGGUCUGGCUGAGUGACGGCAAGCACGCUGCCCACAGGACAGUCCCCAUCGUGGUGAUCCUGGUGGAUGAUGAGACACCCCGGCUGAGCAUCAAUGAUGCGCUGGAAGUCAAGGCUGGCCACACUGAGGUCAUCACCAAUCAGGUCCUCAAGGCCACGGAUCUUGACUCUGAUGAUAAGAGCCUCAGUUUUGUCCUCCGUUUUGGGCCUCAACACGGGCUUUUGCAGCGACUGAGAAAACCCGGCGGGGCGGUAAGGAACAACUUCACGUCAGGGAUGAACUUCACCCAGGAUGAGAUAGACAGAGGCCUCAUCUGUUACACCCACGUGGGCCAAGCAGGAGUUCCUGACCUUAUCAAGUUCGACGUGACCGAUGGCAUUAACCCUUUGAUUGACCAAGAUUUCCACAUCAGCAUUGGCAGUGUCGAUCGAGACUCCCGUGGGCUGGCCAGCCAAAGGGUCACCUUGACAAAAGGUGGCAGAGUGGCCCUCACCACUGAUCACCUUGGUACCAGUGACAUCAACAGUCUUGAUGAACAGCUUCACUUUACAUUAACUCAGGCUCCACGCCUGGGGCACCUGGAGAGUUUGCAGCACCCUGGGGAGCCCAUUGCAACCUCCACUCAGCUGCCAUUGGCUGACAACAAAAUAGUCUACACCCACACUUCAAACGAUGAGAUAAAAAUGGACAGCUUUGAAUUGCAAGUGACCGAUGGACACAGCACCGUGUCCCGAGCCUUCAAGAUCUUCAUCACAGAUGGAGAUAGAAAGAAACCUCUCUUGACCACCCAUAAACUCAACCUGCAAAAGGGGGAAAGCAAACUGAUCACCCCCUUUGAGUUGACGGUCGAAGACAAGGACACCCCAGAUGAUCGCCUCCUCUUUACCAUUGCCCAGGCCCCCACGCAUGGCAGGGUGCUGUAUAAUGGAAGCCAUCCUGUGGCCACCUUCACCAAGCAGGACCUGAAUGAGAACCUGAUCAGCUACUGGCACGACGGCAGUGAGACGACAGAGGACAGUUUCUCCUUGACCGUGACAGAUGACCCCCAGGCUGCCCCCCAUGUCUUCCCAGACGUUGCCCAGGGGACACACGAACCUCAGGUAAUGAGGAUCGACAUCAGCUCAGGAAACAGGAGGCUCCCCAAGAUGACCAUUAAUAAGGGGGCCCAAGUCUUAAAGCGCCUAAACACUGGGCACAUGGGCUGUCUGAUUACCAGCAAGUCUCUGAAGGCAGAGAACCAGGACAGUCCCCAGAGGCUCCUGAAGUACCAAGUGAGCAGAGCACCAGUGCACGGCUUCAUUGUCAAUACUGGCCUUGGAAACGAAAGCACAGGGGUGUUCACACAGGCUGAUGUUGAUGAGAUGAGAAUCCUCUACGUCUUGAAAGAGGGCAGCAAUGCAACAAAGGACACCUUCUACUUCUCCGUGGAAGACGGCGGGGGAAAUAAGCUAACAAAUCAGCCCUUCCGUCUACACUGGGCUUGGAUUUCCUUGGAGAAGCCCUACUACAUUGUGGAUGAAGACGCUGUGUUCCUAGAAGUGAGCCUCGCACGCAGAGGAUACCUUGGAGAAGCCUCCUUCAUCAGCAUUGUAACCAAAGACGAAACUGCAAAAAAAGAUAAAGAUUUUAAAGAAAAGACCCAGAAACCCAUCCGGUUCAGUCCUGGACAGACCGCAGCCACGUGGAGAGUGAGAAUCCUACCUGACAAUGAAUAUGAGGUUUCGGAGACCUUCCAGAUCCUUCUGUUGGACCCUCUCAUGGCUGCCCUGGAGUUUCCGGAAAUGGCAACUGUUGAAAUUGUAGACCCUGGAGAUGAAUCAACAGUUUAUAUUCCAGAAGCAGAAUACAGAGUUGAGGAGGCUGUGGGGGAGCUUUUGAUUCCUGUGAGACGGUCUGGGGAUGCGAGUCGGGAACUGACAGUCGUGUGCUCCACGCACCAAGGUUCUGCCACAGGCUCGGUUCCUUCCUCGGCGUCCUCUCUCUCUGACUACAUCUCACGCCCAAAAGACCACAGCAGCCUCCUCCACUUUGACAAGGACGAGGUUGAGAAGUUCUGCCGGGUCCUGAUCAUCGACGACUCCCUCUAUGAAGAAGAGGAAUCCUUCAGCGUUUCCCUGGGCCUGCCGGUGGGAGGGCAGCUGGGAGCCACAUUCCCCUCCGCCAAGGUGGUGAUCCUGGCCGAUGGAGGUGACGAGCCUGCCCUGCGCUUCGGGGAUGCCGAGUACCACGUGGAUGGACACGCCGGCUCCGUGGAGGUCAGUGUCCGGAGGACAGGCGCUGACCUCUCCCAAGCGGCCUCCGUCACCGUGCGGUCCAGGAAGACGGAGCCCGGCUCCGCAGAAGCUGGAGUCGAUUAUGUUGGCAUCAGCCGAAAUCUGGACUUUGCUCCAGGAGUCCAGGUGCAGACACUGCAAGUGACCAUCCUCGACGACCCAGAAGAGCCGGUCCUGGAAGGGCCUAAGAGAUUUGAGCUACUUCUCCAGAAGCCUGUGGGUGCGGUGCUUGGAGCACCGGAGAAAAGCACCAUCUUCAUCCACGACACCCUCCCUGACUAGAAGCAGAGUCAGAAGUUCUGUCGAUUGAAAAACUUUUAGGUGGACUAAAUCGUCAAGACACAUCUCCUAACAACAGAAGGAAAUUUUACUGUUUCUAGAUCUUAGCAACCCUGGCAUAGCAACAAUACUGUCCUGUCGUUGGUCUUCCGAUGUUCUGGUGGCGUGUGUAGAUGUAGG